Messenger RNA from Amphimedon queenslandica, 1421 nucleotides. RefSeq lists its product as uncharacterized. The transcript has 2 exons. Lineage: Eukaryota; Metazoa; Porifera; Demospongiae; Haplosclerida; Niphatidae. The record is from RefSeq and is a predicted model, not a curated record. Bases 68 to 1282 code for a protein of 404 amino acids.
AGCCCUGCCUACUUAGAUUAGAAUAUCUAGCUUCACUGUUUCAGAGCAGUUUGUCGGUUUUUCUCUCAUGGCUAUGAUGGCAUCGCCUAAGCUUCAUAGUCAUAUAAGAUGGGAAAGGUAUAAUCAUGCUCCUAAAAGCAUUCCUUCUAACGCUGUAGUCGGAGGAAAGACUGAAAAAGGUGUUAAUAUAUACAUUGGUCGGGAUUUAUGGAAACGUGAUGUGUGUUCCAUUCCAGCAACUAAAACCAGUUCCCGGUACGCAGUGUUCACUAGUGAUUCAGCGUCUGUUGAGAUUCUUGUAUGUGACAAUCACUCUAUUUUAUUUUGGGCUGAUAAGGGUGACGACAGAAUACGAAAGUUUGGAAUCGGCCCAAUGGGUGAGAUCCAUUAUGAGCCUUAUGAACGUAGACAUGGCUACCUCAUAGGUCGAACUGUUCCAAAUCAAAAAACACAUUUCAACUGGCCAAGACCUAAAGUUAAACUGCCACGUGACGUAUGCCUACUAGGCCAUCUUGAUCUCUCAUCAUUGCAGCUCAGUGUUCCAAACAAAACGGAACUCUACUACAGUAGUACGACUGAUAGUUAUCAAGUUUUGUGUGCGUACAGAGUACCUAUUCCAGUGUAUAGCUUUACAAAGACAUGGAAAUGGGUACCAGCGUCAAAUGGAUAUUUACCACCAGGUGCUGUACCAGGAGGAAAAGAUGAAUCCGGUGAAGUCAUUUACAUUGCUAGAGCAUUUCAUGAGAAUGAAGUACCAGCUGGGUAUGUCUCACCAUCACAGAAAUGCUGUAUUUAUCCAUGGGGUUGUACAACUCACCAAACAUCAAAUUACGAAGUUCUUGUUGUUGAAGACCAGAAUAACUUAAAAUGGGAGAGAGCAUCUGAUGGUGACUUACCAGUUGGAGCUGUUACUAGUAAUGAAGAAGGUGAACAGGAAACUGGUGUGGGCCGUACAUUAACUGAUUCUGAUCUCAGUAUUGGUAUUACCUUUGAUGGAAUUAGGAUCAACAUACCACAGAGAACUUCUAAAGAUAUGCAAUUGUUAGGAAAGAUACCAAUCUAUCAUCGCUGCUUGUACAUUCCGUAUAAAAAUAAAGAGUUCAUUUAUCGUGAGUAUGAGGCAUUGAAGUCCUUAUUCUGUGCCAAUUCAUUGCAAAAAUUGUGCAGCUAUGUUAUACUGGAAUCAGUUCAUGCUGUACCUGAUCGUAUUAAUAGUCUUCCACUUCCUAAGAAAAUGAAAGAUAGCCUACUUACUUUAAUACGAUACCAAUUAUCUGACUGAGUAAGAAUUCAUGUACUUAUUGAUUUCUAUUUAUUUUUUGAUUCAUUGUCACUUCUCAGUUAUUAUUUUUAAAUUUAGUUUAAACCAGAACUGAAAUAUAUGUCAUUGAAAAAAAUUGUUCUAUGAAUGCCAUCUUUAA